AUGUUGAAGGGCGUAGAAUUAACACCUGAAUUACAGGAAAUUCUCAAUGCCAAUAUGGAUUGCGUGCAAGAGAGGCGCACCGCACGUGAGGCCUUCAAGGAUAUUCAGCUUAACAUCGAUCAUAUCUUGUUCAACACAAAAUAUGAAGGAUUGAAGACAAAGGAGUCAUAUGAGACGAACUCUAAAGGGAUAGAAAUUUUCUCAAAAAGUUGGCUUCCGGGGGCACAACCUCCCAAAGCUGUAAUUUGCUAUUGCCAUGGUUAUGGAGACACUUGCACAUUUUUCUUUGAAGGAAUUGCUAGAAAGUUUGCUUCAUGUGGAUACGCGGUUUAUGCCAUGGACUUACCGGGACUUGGCCUUUCGGAAGGUCUUCAUUGCUAUAUUCCAAGCUUUGACGCUCUAGUAGAUGAUGUUGUAGAACAUUAUUCAAAAGUUUUAGAAAAUCCCGAAAUACGUGAUCUUCCAAGGUUCUUGCUGGGGCAGUCGAUGGGAGGAGCCGUGGCUCUAAAGGUGCACCUUAAACAACCAACGUUCUGGACGGGUGCAGUCCUUGUUGCUCCAAUGUGCAAAAUUGCAGACGAUGUGGUCCCACCAUGGGCAGUAACAAAAUUUCUCAUAGGUAUGGCGAAGGUUAUGCCAAAGAUGAAGCUUGUUCCACAAAAGGAUCUCGGUGAUAUGGCAUUCAGAGAUCCUAAAAAGAAGCAUCUGCCAAACUAUAAUGUUAUCGGUUACAAGGAUAAACCACGUUUGGGAACAGCUAUGGAACUUUUAAAGACAACACAAGAGAUCGAAAGUCAACUUGAAAACGUUUCGUUGCCAUUGUUGAUAUUGCAUGGAAAAGCUGAUAUGGUGACAGAUCCGUCUGUGAGUAAAGCUUUGCAUGAAAAAGCAAAGAGUCCAGACAAGAAAUAUAACUUAUAUGAUGAUGCAUGGCAUUCAUUAAUGGAUGGGGAACCUGAUGAGAUCAUUACUCGGGUUCUUACUGAUAUUAUCACGUGGCUCGACGAACAUACUACUAAAAAGUAAUUUGUUCAUCGAGCUAUACUGAAAUUUUAAAAAUAAGAUCUUUUUUUGUCAUGAUUGAAGUAGCAAAACUUGUGAAGUGUAAAGUUUUAUUUGAAAAAUAAAUGUCCAUUGUUGUAAUUAAUUUUUAGACCUUAUUGUAUCUAUAGGC
Messenger RNA from Lactuca virosa, 1174 nucleotides. Lineage: Eukaryota; Viridiplantae; Streptophyta; Magnoliopsida; Asterales; Asteraceae. The record is from the annotation of a GenBank genome assembly.